UUACAGAUAUCAGGACUGAAGGAAGGAAACAUGCAGCGCGUUUAUCAGGGUCGUCGGUUGUUGAGCAGCUUAACAAGUGUCAGGAUGGCUUCUACAGAUAAGGAGAUUUCCCACAACAACCUUAAAGCCCUUAUAGAGAAGAGUAAGGAGCUUCUGCUUGUUGAUGUGCGCUCCAAAGAUGAAGUGGACCGAGGCCGGAUUUUAGGCUCAAUCCAUAUUCCAGUGGACGCUGUAGAAAGGGAAUUUUCCUUGGAUGCAAAUGACUUUCAAGAGAAAUACGGUAAACCCAAGCCCCAGCUGGAUGCUGCUGACCUGGUGUUUCACUGCCAGUUGGGACGGCGUGGGGCAGCUGCUACAGAGAAAGCCCGAAGCCUUGGCUUCAAAAAUGCACGUAACUAUACAGGUGGCUACAAGGAAUGGUCGGAGAAGGAAAGCAAAUAACACUUCUGCUCCAGCACACAUGUAUUUUUACUACUGACACUACAAAUAUUCCUUUUAGCUUAUUUAAACAAAAUAAAUGUGUUGGUCCUUAAACUUGACUACUUUGACAUGUUAAAAUAAAUAUUUAAUUUAUUUCAAA
Molecule: messenger RNA, 580 nt
Organism: Trichomycterus rosablanca
Lineage: Eukaryota; Metazoa; Chordata; Actinopteri; Siluriformes; Trichomycteridae
Gene: tstd1
Product: thiosulfate sulfurtransferase like domain containing 1
Exons: 4
Coding region: 31-441 (136 amino acids)
Source: RefSeq, a predicted model, not a curated record